AUGGGAGACUAUGAACAUCAAAAUUUUAUUAGUUCGGAGUCAGCAAGUGGCUUUGGUGGUAAAGGUGGGCAAGAGUAUGUAAACUUUGAGAGGUCCACCGAAGGUUUUUCUAAAGGUACUUUGGAUAGAUCUACUGCAGCAAGAUUAAAAUUGGAGCACUUUUAUAAAGUUACUUUGGAUCAGGCAAGGGAAAGAAAUGAAAGGCGUACUGAACUUGAAAAAAAACUUGAAAAAGAAGAUUGUUCAGGGGAACGUAAAAAUAGACAACUUCAAUCACUUGGACGUAAAGAAUCAUCGUUUUUGAGACUUCGAAGAACAAGACUAGGUUUAGAGGACUUUGUCACUGUUAAAGUAAUCGGUAAAGGUGCGUUUGGUGAGGUUCGGUUAGUUCAAAAAGCUGAUACGGGUAAGAUAUAUGCGAUGAAGACAUUACGAAAGGCAGAUAUGUUUAAGAAAGAUCAGUUGGCUCAUGUUAAAGCCGAACGUGAUGUUCUAGCGGAAUCAGACUCUCCGUGGGUAGUUCAAUUAUUUUAUUCUUUUCAAGAUACAUCAUAUCUUUACCUUAUCAUGGAAUUUUUACCGGGUGGGGAUUUGAUGACAAUGUUGAUUAAGUAUGACACAUUCUCAGAAGAUGUAACAAGGUUCUACAUUGCUGAAUGUGUUUUGGCUAUUGAGGCCAUUCAUAAAUUAAAUUUUAUUCAUCGAGAUAUUAAACCAGACAACAUUUUGAUUGAUAAAGACGGUCAUAUUAAAUUAUCUGAUUUUGGUCUUUCAACUGGAUUUCAUCGAACACAUGAUUCCGCAUAUUAUCAACGUCUUUUGGAUGGUACCCUGAAUAGUGGUGGCGGUCACAGACAAUUAGGUAGUGAAGCUAAUAUUAAUCUAACAUUGUCAAGUAAAGAUAGAAUCGCUACGUGGAAAAAAAAUCGAAGGGCAUUGGCCUAUUCUACUGUAGGAACUCCUGAUUAUAUUGCACCGGAAAUUUUCUUACAACAAGGGUAUGGUCAAGAAUGUGAUUGGUGGUCACUUGGUGCUAUCAUGUUCGAGUGUCUUGUCGGUUAUCCUCCUUUUUGUAGUGAAAAUGCUCAUGAAACAUAUCGGAAAAUUAUUAAUUGGCGGGAUCAAUUGUAUUUUCCCGAUGACGUUCAUUUAAGUCCUGAAGCGGAAGAUAUAAUUCGAAGACUUAUUUGUGCACCCGAACAACGUUUGGGUCGUCAUGGUGGUGAAGAGAUCAAAGCACAUCCAUUCUUUACAGGGGUAGAUUGGGAUACUAUUCGUAACAUUGAGGCACCAUUCGUACCUAAUUUAAAAUCAAUCACGGAUACUAGUUAUUUCCCCACGGAAGAUUUGGAAAAAAUUCCCGAGCAACCUCAAACUACGGAACGUAUUAAUACAAAUGUCACCGGAGAAUACAAUCAAAAGGAUCUAGCAUUUGUGGGAUAUACUUACAAGAGGUUUGAUGAACUGACAAGAAAGAAUGCGUUGUAA
Messenger RNA from Diversispora eburnea, 1488 nucleotides. Lineage: Eukaryota; Fungi; Glomeromycota; Glomeromycetes; Diversisporales; Diversisporaceae. The record is from the annotation of a GenBank genome assembly.